UUUCCUUAUUGAUACUCGUUAAAACUGCUACCAAACAAAUUUUAUGGAAAGGUGAUUCCAUUCCUGUCAAUGUUGUAUUCAUGAAAAUGUGUUUGACGAGCAUAAUUAUGGUUUUCGUAAUAACGGACUUUUUGAUUACAUCUUCAAUUAGUGGUGAAACAAAGGUGCGGCUGGUUGACGGCCCCACAAAUCAACGAAGGUCGUGUUGAAGUGUACGUAAAUGGAAGCUGGGGAACAACAUGUGAUGACUACUUUGACACAAAUGACGCAUCGGUUGUGUGUAGAAUGCUGAACUUUAAUGUAACGGAUGCUAUUGUAAUACCGGGAGGAUUUUAUGGGAAAGGCAAUGGUACGAUAUGGCUAGACGAUGUUCGUUGCCUUGGAUAUGAGUCAAACAUUGAAGACUGUACACAUGGUGGAUGGGGGAGUCACAACUGCGAACACUAUGAAGAUGUCGGAAUUAUGUGUUCUUCAGAUGCCAUCUGUGGUGAAAUUGACUGGAGAGAUUAUGUUGGUGUGAAAGGUACUAGAUUUCGGCAGCAGUUAUCAUGUCUUUUAGGCAACCCGAAAUGUAACAUUGAGAUGUUGAUGGUAACAGGUUGUGACGGUGGCAUACACUUAUAUGUUACUAAUGGUACCUACGUAGGCUGUGUGGAAUAUGCAGUGGUUAUUUGUGACAAAGGGUUUGUCGCUAGUUCUAUGGUAAUCGACUGUCUUGAUGAAGGUACCUGGGAUAAUGUCACUUGCAUUUAUGAAGGAUUAUCAGACCCAAUUGAGCAAGAUGGAGUCGACGAGUAUUAUUAUCAUUAUUAUGAAGGUUAUAUAUCAACUGUGGAGACAACGUCACCAGGUAACCACAAAGAAGAAGACAAAAGUUCAGUGAAAGUUACAAGUGCUCAUGAACACAUUACCACGGACACAACGGACACUGAAACAGGGCCAAUCACAUGCACUGCAGUCACAGAAAAAGGCGUGGAAUGGUCAAAAGCUCUUGAUGGGCAAAUAUCUCGACAAAGAUGCCCUGUAGGAUACCAAGGCGAAGUUUAUCGUCGUUGUCAAAAUGGCAAAUAUCUGAACCCCGUUAACAAUUGCACAAGGCAGGCGAUACAGGAAUUAUAUUCUCAGGUGUUUAAUGGCUCCCUCAAUUCUACAGAGGCUUUGUCGAAGUUAAAGCAGGAAACGAAUAGCUUGACAACUGCUAACGAGAAUUUGCCAACAGCGGGCGAUCUACAGAAUGUUAACCAGAUCCUUGAUAAAGUCAUUGAAGACAUCGAAAUCAAUUCUGCUACAAUCGAAAAAGACACCGACAGUUUCUUCGAAGUUGCGAAUAAUUUACUAAAUGGAAAUUCGACAUCGUCAUGGACAAGUUUAAUUAAUGACAAGGGAGUUGGUGCCGACGCAGUAAUAAACACAAUCGACCGGUUUAUAACGAAAGUUGUGAACACGUCCAACGGAGAUUGGAACAAGACGUUCGACAAACCAAACAUGUUUAUAGAAAUAGGGCAUGUUGAGAAAUGUGUUAACAUUAGUUUUCCGUCUGCUGCUGUUACGACUGAUCAGAUCGUCGUCGGCUGUGGGCAAGAAAAAGGUAAAAAAGUAUUUAGCGGCGGCUUGUUUAAAAACAUGUCGGGAAUGUUGCCUACCACUUCGAACGAUAUCGACUCGUCAGACAGUUCAAUAAACGGUCCGGUCUUGUCCUUUAGUUUUCACGGACAUCAAAACAAGACUGAGAACGUCAGGAUAAGCUUCCAUGUAUUUGAUAGAUCCGUCCUGUUCCUUCUGGGAAACAGAUCGACGCGGGAAAAGCCUUUGGUCUACUGAUGGAUGCAGUUUGGAACAAUUUGACAGAGAAAAGGGGACCGUGUCCUGCCAGUGUGACCACCUCACAAACUUUGCUGUUCUUAUGAGCCCCGCCAGUACCUCUGAAACGGAAACUGUUCACCAUCGUCGCCUUGGAGUUUUGUCAAUUGUAGGAUGCAGUGUAUCAAUAAUUGGCUUGUUUCUCACAAUCACGACCUAUUUGUACUUCUGGAG
Mya arenaria is the source of this 2034-nucleotide messenger RNA. RefSeq lists its product as uncharacterized. Gene Ontology annotation, cellular component: membrane. The record is from RefSeq and is a predicted model, not a curated record. The transcript has 18 exons. Bases 286 to 1821 code for a protein of 511 amino acids. Lineage: Eukaryota; Metazoa; Mollusca; Bivalvia; Myida; Myidae. Gene Ontology annotation, molecular function: G protein-coupled receptor activity.